This is a messenger RNA of Perkinsus marinus ATCC 50983, 283 nucleotides long. RefSeq lists its product as hypothetical. The annotation marks the transcript as partial. The transcript has 3 exons. The record is from RefSeq and is a predicted model, not a curated record. NCBI's taxonomy places the organism in Eukaryota, Perkinsozoa, Perkinsida, Perkinsidae.
AUGAGUGAAAUCGCCGAGCUAGAAGGCAGAAUUAGAGAGUUGGAGAAUACGAUUAAGGGUGAGCGGGAAAGUCUGAAGAAAGCUGUGAAAAUCACUGAUGAGAACAACACUCUGCGGGUUCGUAUUCGCGACUAUGAGUCGAAGCUUGAGAGUGCUAAGAACAAGAUCGCCCGUCUUGAGACACAGCUCAAAGUGAAAGAAGAGGAUAUACUGACUUCGGCUCGCCUUGUGAAGAAUUUGACUGAGCAGAGGGACUUGUUCAAGGCGCAGUUGGAAGGACUAG